Molecule: messenger RNA, 3156 nt
Organism: Odobenus rosmarus divergens (Pacific walrus)
Lineage: Eukaryota; Metazoa; Chordata; Mammalia; Carnivora; Odobenidae
Product: TRIO and F-actin-binding protein-like
Exons: 6
Coding region: 1-3156 (1051 amino acids)
Biological process (GO): positive regulation of substrate adhesion-dependent cell spreading; actin filament organization
Cellular component (GO): actin cytoskeleton
Molecular function (GO): actin filament binding
Source: RefSeq, a predicted model, not a curated record
AUGGAGGAGGUGGCUGGGAAUGCCCCAUGCGAAUACUUUGAGGCCAACGUGCUUGCCCAGAGCUGCUGUCAAAAUUGCUUCUACCCUGAGGAGGCCCACAGACCAAGGCACCAGUGUGGCCGGGCUGUGGCCUCAGCCCUGGGCGCUGAGCUCCGGGGUCCCCGGGGAGCCCGCGCCCAGCCUCCCCCCUCCCUGCCGGGCUCUCAGGUUUCUGCCGCCUCGGCCGCGGCCGCCACGGCCCAGAGUCGGGGCCUGGGAGGGCGGCAGCGUGGGGGCCUGAGCCGGAGCCCCCCGGGGACGAGGGUGCUGACAGCCGACAGCCGCCACCGCCAGAGCCCGCCGGCCAGGGGCCAGUCAGCAGGGUCCUCCGCAGAGGCCCCCGCAGGGGCCCCCACAGCUGCCCCUGGACACCGGAGCCAGGAGCCGGAGACAGUGCCCUAUCUGGGGGGUCUGGCCUCCUCCCUGGGAGGCAGCUCCGACGAAGGCCCUGAGUCUGGCACCAACUCCAGCCCUGACUGCGACACCCCUGAUGAUCCCAGCGACUCGUCCUCCGUGGACUGGGACACUGUUGAAAGGCCGGAGGAGGCCUCCAGUGGGGACGAGCUCACCGUGAUGAUCCCGAGGAAGCCCCAGGAAGGGCCAAGAGCUGACAGUGCCCGAAGGGCUCCAUCUCUCCUCACCCGGUCCCCUGUGGGAGGGGAUACUGCAGGCCAGAGAAAGGAAGACACCUGCAGUGGGAGCCGAAGUGCUGGACAGCACUGGGCGAAGCUCCGGGGAGAGAGUGGGUACUUCUUGGAGCGGCACCGGUCGGCACUAACCCCGGCUUCCUGUGAGACACCGCAGGGCGGACCUUGCAGCGCCACCCCCCAGGCUUCCUCUCUUCAUCGUUCUGCCCAGAGGGAUGUUGCCCAGACUGCUUCCACACAGUUCGAUACCCCCCAAGCCUCCUCUCCCACACAAAUUGCCCAGCGGGACAAACCCAGAACCUCAUCCACCCAACAGGACAUCCCCAGGACCUCUCUCACACAGCACAACACCCCCAGAGCAUCCUCUCCCUCAAGAAUCGCGCAACGGGAUAACCCCAGAACCUCCUUUGUCCAACGAAACAGUCCUCGAGUUUCCUCUCCCACCAGAGCCACCCAACAAGACAACUCUAGAACCUCUUCUAUUCAACAGGACAACCCUCAGACUUCUUUUCCCACAUGUAUUCCCCAGAGGGACAACCCCAGAGCCUCCUCUCCCAAUAGAACCAUCCAACGGAGCAACCCUAGAACAUCCUGUGCCCAACUGGACGAUCCCAGAGCCCUCUCUCCCAACAGAACCACCCAACGGGACAACUCCAGAACAUCCUGUGCCCAACGGGACAAUCCCAGAGCCCCCUCUCCCAACAGAACCACCCAGCGGGACAGCUCCAGAACAUCCUGUGCCCAACGGGACAAUCCCAGAGCCCCCUCUCCCAACAGAACCAUCCAACGGGACAACUCCAGAACAUCCUGUGCCCAACGGGACAAUCCCAGAGCCUCCUCUCCCAACAGAACCACCCAGCGGGACAACUCCAGAACAUCCUGUGCCCAACGGGACAAUCCCAGAGCCCCCUCUCCCAACAGAACCAUCCAACGGGACAACUCCAGAACAUCCUGUGCCCAACGGGACAAUCCCAGAGCCCCCUCUCCCAACAGAACCACCCAGCGGGACAACCCCAGAGCUUCUUGUAUUCAACAGAACAUCCCCAGAACCUCUUCUACCCAACGGGACAACCCUAAAACCUCUUAUACGCAAUGGAAUAACCUUAGAACCUCUUAUACUCAACGAGACAAUCCACAGUCUUCCUCUCGGCGGGACAACCCUAGAACUUCCUCCCCUCGAUGCUGCACACAACGGGACCAUCCCAGGAAUUCUUCUCCCCAUCGUACUAACAAAGAUAUUCCCUGGGCCUCCUUUCCUCUCCGCCCGACCCAGACUGAAGGCCCCCGAACCUCUUCCCCAUCUCGCUCCAAGCAAAGUGAGGUUCCCUGGGCCUCCAUUGCCCUUCGGCCAACCCAAGGGGACAGGCCUCCUCAGACCUCAUCUCCUACUAGGCCAACUCAGCGCGACCCACCUCUCUCCUCCUCCGGAUCUACUCGACACAACUCACCAUCUCCAGCCGCUUCCUCCUCCCGUAACCCGGGCCCCCACAGUGCCUCUCGGACUUCUUCACCUCUGUACCCUGCUACCCGCGGGGCACCCCAGACCUCUUCUGAGCCCUCCCAGCCUCCAUGUUCUGUGUGUAUUGGGCAUCGGGAUGCCCCUCGAGCUUCUUCACCUCCUCGCUAUUUGCAACAUGACCCCUUCCCCUUCUUCCCAGACCCCCAUGCACCUGAGAGUGAAUCGCCCCACCACAAUCCCCCCUAUAUACCUCCACCCGUGUGCAUUGGACACCGGGAUGCCCCCCGGGCUUCUUCACCCCCCCGCCACACCCAGUUUGACCCCUUCCCCUUCCUCCCGGACACAUCAGAUGCUGAGACUCAGUCCCCCCAGCAUUACCUUCCUCAGUUCCCCCCACCUGUGUGUAUUGGGUACCGUGAUGCACCCAGGGCCUCCUCCCCGCCACGCCAGCCCCCAGAGCCCUCCCUGUGUUUCCAGGAUCUUCCCAGGGCCAGCACUGAGAGCCUUGGCCCCUCCACAGACUCUCUGCACGAGCAGCCCCACAUGCCCACCCCCGUGUGUAUUGGGCACCGGGAUGCACCCUCCUUCUCGUCCCCACCACGCCAGGCCCCUGAGCCCUCCCUCUUCUUUCAGGAUCCCCCAGGGACUAGUAUGGAGAGCCUGGCCCCCUCCACUGACUCUCGGCAUGGCUCCCCAGUGCUGCCCCCCCAAGUGUGCAUUGGGCACCGGGAUGCACCUAGAGCCUCCUCCCCACCCCGCCACCCCCCCAGUGACCUAGCGCUCCUGGAACCCUCACCUCCGCCAGGCAGCUCGGGGGGCUCCCGGGGCUCAGCAGCCCCUGGGGAGACCAGGCACAACUUGGAGAGGGAAGAGUACACCGUGCUGGCUGACCUGCCCCCACCCAGGAGGCUGGCGCAGAGGGAGCCAGGGCCCCAGUGCAGCAACGGGGGCCGCACCCGCAGCCCUGGCCGAGCAGAGGUGGAGCGCCUCUUCGGGCAAGAGCGCAGGUGA